This is a messenger RNA of Hyaloscypha bicolor E, 3246 nucleotides long. Its product is annotated as heavy metal translocatin. Gene Ontology annotation, cellular component: membrane. The record is from RefSeq and is a predicted model, not a curated record. The transcript has 3 exons. NCBI's taxonomy places the organism in Eukaryota, Fungi, Ascomycota, Leotiomycetes, Helotiales, Hyaloscyphaceae. Gene Ontology annotation, biological process: monoatomic cation transport. Gene Ontology annotation, molecular function: ATP binding; metal ion binding; ATPase-coupled monoatomic cation transmembrane transporter activity. The coding region runs from base 1 to 3246 and encodes 1081 amino acids.
AUGUCUCCGUCCUGUUGUAAUGGCAAACAGGGCCGCCUCUCUGAGACAAGCGUGGCAACCGCGUUGGCGCCCGUCGAAGAGUGUUCUUCAGUAUCCAAGCCGGGAGAUGGAGAGACUUGCUGCGAUGGGGAUCAAGUCGAGCCCGCAGUCGAAGCUGAAGCUCAGAAACCCGUGAAGAAUGAAAAGACGGCCAGUCCUUGCACUGAGUGCAACAACGCUCCGAGCCCGGGACAGCCUUGCUGUGACGUAUACUCAAAGAAUCCUGUGUGGUUCGCAUCGCUGUUCGCGAGUGCGAGAACUCGUGUGGCUCUGACAACGACUGUGCUACCAUUUCGAGUGGGUGCAAGGAUUCUCGGUGACGAUUGCUGUACGAAAACUCCCAAAUCUGCGAAAUCCGAGAAACGACCAUGCCAGCGUCACUUGCAGUCAGCCAUGAGCCGCUUCCAACCGACUCUUGAGGCACUUGGAUGCAUUUGCCGUGCGCUUUUUGCCUUGAACCUCGAAUCAUGCUGUGCGAAAGGACAAAAUGCUCAAUGCGGGACCCGUCGAUCUGGUGCCAGGACCUACAGCUCUCUUUCAUUUCCAAUGUCAUUGAGAAGCGCAAAGGGCGAUAGCUGCUGCUCUGUAUCCCCUCUUGAUCCUUGCAAGAAGCCAGCUGAGCCAGGGUCAUCGGCAACCUCGUGUGCCAAGAUAUGCUGCAACGAGAGGGCGAAGCCGGCGUUAAUUGGGGCAACAUCGGGUGAUUGCUGCUCUGGCGGUUCAUGCUCGAAGGAGAAAGAGAUUUUGGGGAUAACAGCUUCCGAGGUCAACCUCGACCUGGAAAAGGGAGCCUUGGGUGCUGAGCAUGUUGUUCUUAGUAUUCAAGGAAUGACCUGCACUGGUUGCGAGACGAAGCUCGAACGAACUCUCGCCAAUAUACGUGGUGUCUCGAAAAUUAAAACCAGCCUAGUUUUGUCGCGUGCUGAAUUUGAUCUCAAUACGACUCAAACCUCCAUCGACGGAGCGGUGGCACGACUCCAGAGAGCAACAGGCUUCGAAUGCCAGAAGCUUUCCAAGGAUGGCCACGAACUGGAGGUUCUCUCGCCUGGCGUUCAGGAGAUCUUACUUCAACAACUGCCACCAGGUGUAUUGAGCAUCGAUCCUACUACUAAUGCGACUUUCAAGAUCACUUACGAACCUCAAAUCAUUGGAGCUCGAGACAUUGUUAAAUCAGCUUUUGAUCAGCAGCUAAAGCUAGCGCCUCAUCGUCUAGAUCCAUCGAUCUCGGCAGGCAAUAAGCAUGUGUGGCAAGGGGGGUUGGCAACUCUCAUAUCCGCAUGCCUCACCGUGCCUGUCUUGGUUCUAGCUUGGGCCCCCCUCCCAGAACGAGAGAUCGCCUAUGGCUCUACAUCACUAGCAUUGGCAACUAUUAUACAGAUAUUCAUUGCAGGCCCUUUCUACCCUGCCGCCUUGAAGAGUUUGAUAUUUGCACGGGUCAUUGAGAUGGAUCUUCUCAUCGUCUUGAGUACUAGCGUCGCCUAUAUUUUCUCAGUCGUCGCUUUCGCCAUGCUAAUUACAGGCAAGCCGCUGUCAACAGGCGAAUUCUUUGAAACGAGCACUUUACUGGUCACCCUGAUCAUGUUAGGCAGAUUCAUCACCGCCCUGGCACGACAGAAGGCCAUAGAGUCCAUUGCUAUCCGCUCAUUGCAGCAAUCUACAGCCAUGCUAGUCGAGAGCGAUGGCACAAGUACCCGGGACAUUGAUGUACGACUUCUUCAGUAUGGUGACAUCUUCCGCGUUAUGCCUGAAGCAAAAGUUGUAACUGAUGGCACCGUCAUCUCGGGAAGCUCAGAAAUCAACGAGUCAAUGAUUACAGGAGAGUCGAGCCCGGUGGCGAAGAGUAAGGGCUCGCCUGUUGUUGCUGGCUCCGUCAACGGUUCAGGUACCUUGGAUAUUCGAUUGACUCGGCUUUGCGCCGACAAUACUAUCAGUACUAUUGCCAAUAUGGUUGACGAGGCAAAACUAUCCAAGCCGAAGACACAAGCGUUGGCCGACCGUAUUACUGGAUAUUUCGUACCAGUUGUUGCAGCCAUCGCCAUCGUCACGUUUGUCAUCUGGAUUGCUGUCGGUAUCGCCAUCCAAAAAAGAAGCAGCUCAGAUGCCACUGUCCAGGCGGUGACUUAUUCUAUUGCCGUUUUGAUCAUCUCAUGCCCAUGCGCAAUUGGUUUGGCUGUGCCUAUGGUUAUAGUAAUUGCUGGAGGCGUUGCUGCAGAAAAGGGAGUCAUCUUCAAGACAGCAGAUACCAUCGAGGCCGCUAAGAAUGUUACCCAUGUUGUUUUCGACAAGACGGGCACGCUAACUACUGGACGUUUGAAUGUGGAAGAAAGCAAUUAUAUUGACGGUCUAACGACAGAUGUUAAGCCAAUCUUGCUUGGGUUGGUAUAUGGAAUCAAGCAUCCCGUAUCUCAGGCGAUCACUGAGCACUUACAAUCCCUUGACGUGUCCCCGGCUACCGUUCUCGAUAUCAAGUCUCUCCCAGGGAAGGGCGUUCUCGGUAACUGGAAUGGCACCGAGAUUCGCGCCGGGAAUGCAUCGUGGACUCAAGCUACUCCCUCAUCGAAGGUACAGCAGUUUCUCACUUUUGGUUCAACAGUCCUUUGCUUCACGGUCAACGACACUCUUCGAGCUAUCUAUGCGCUUCAAGACACUCUUCGCCCUGAAGCCGCGUACGUCGUCUCAACUCUUCAAGCUAAAGGAAUUUCCGUUAGCAUUGUCAGCGGUGAUGAAACAGGCGCUGUUCAGAAAACUGCUGAAAACCUGGGGAUCCCGUCGUUGAAUGCUCUGUCCCGUUGUUCACCAGCAGACAAGCAGGCUUACAUCCAGACACUAAAGACCUCCUCUGCAAACUCCACCGUCUUCUUCCUCGGCGACGGCACCAACGACGCAAUUGCUCUCGCUUCCGCUGACAUUGGUAUUCACAUGAGGGAAGGCACAGAUGUCGCUCGCAGUGCCGCAGACGUUGUCUUGAUGCGUGCAGACCUUCGCGGCGUGCUUGUGCUCAUGGAGCUAUCUCGCAAGGCACUGCGCCGCAUUGUGUUCAACUUCGCCUGGUCAUUCGUUUACAACCUGUUCGCCAUCUUGCUGGCCGCUGGGGCAUUCGUCAACUUCCGCGUCCCGCCCGCCUUUGCAGGAGUGGGUGAGAUCGUGAGUGUCCUGCCGGUUAUCGCUGUUGCGGUCGGUUUGCGAUGGGCCAAAUUUUCUGCUUAG